This is a messenger RNA of Calliphora vicina (urban bluebottle blowfly), 1572 nucleotides long. RefSeq names its product tRNA (adenine(37)-N6)-methyltransferase. The transcript has 4 exons. The record is from RefSeq and is a predicted model, not a curated record. Lineage: Eukaryota; Metazoa; Arthropoda; Insecta; Diptera; Calliphoridae. The coding region runs from base 88 to 1314 and encodes 408 amino acids.
AAUUGCCAUCACUGUAGAAGAAGCCUGUUAAAGCAUAAAAAAAAUAAUAAUAAAAUAGCUGUAAUUUUAGAGAAAUAAAACAAAAACAUGAUAGAAAAUGAAGCAGAAUAUUUAAAAACACAAUUGACAGUAGCACGUAAUGAAAUUAAUAAAUUACGACAUCAAGUACGAAGUCUGCAGCAUAAACAACGCAAGGAUAUCGACAGCAUAGACCGUUUGUUGAAAAAUUAUCGCUGUGAAGGUUGUCGUCAAUUGGAAAACAAUCAUAAUCAAAAUGAUGCAAACAUCAGUAGUCCCACAUCCACGACCUUGACCAUCAGAAACCCAGCAGACACAACAGAUGUAAUAUCAAUGACACCAGAAACAACAACAUCAUCAUCAUUAGCGGCAGAGAAUUCACAUAAGGAUACUUUUCGUCCCAUUGGCAUUAUACGUACAUGUUUCCCCGAAAAACGAGCCGUACCCAGACAAUCCAGUGUAGGCGGACGUUUGCGUGGGGUUAUUGAAUUAAAUAGUGAUUUAUUUACAAAUCCCGAACAUGCUCUUGAUGGUUUGGAUGAGUAUUCACACAUGUGGGUGAUAUAUCAUUUUCAUAAGAAUACUUCUCAUCCGAAAGCUAAGGUAGCACCGCCUCGUUUGGGUGGAGAACGUGUGGGUGUAUUUGCUACACGUUCACCACAUCGCCCGUGUCCAAUUGGUCUUUCACUGGUGGAGAUUGAAAGAAUCGAAUCGUCAUUCAUAAGUUUUUAUGGCACUGAUAUGGUAGAUGGUACACCAGUUUUAGAUAUUAAACCAUUCAUACCAUUUUAUGAUUCACCGAUAACUAUGGAAACAGGUCGCUCAUCAACUGGUCCUUGUGAGCCUUCAUCGGAUUUUUAUAAUUUUCGCCAGGAACCCGAUGGUGAAGAAUCUGAAUUGGAAUUAAUGGGUGCCACAUCUUUAGUUCAAACCCCAAUAAACUUUACCCCCCAUUCCACGCCACCACCACAAGCUGUUAAAGUACCCGCAUGGGUACAAGCGCCUCAUCGUUUAACGGUGGCAUUCAAUGAACGAGCCGAAACCCAAUUACAAACAUUAAAUGUACAUAAGCAGUGUAUCAUAGACAUUCUAGAGGCCGAUCCACGUUCGGUUUAUUUGCGUACAAAAUACAAUUCACAAAUUUUUACAUUUCAAUUAAGCGAAGUAACUGUAACCUGUAAAUUUGAUGACAAAAACUCAAUGGUAACAGUUCUACAAAUACGACCAACUGAACAUUUGCAAGAUGUCAACAAUGAGAUGCUAUCACCACAUUCGUGUGGUGAAGGCAACGAAUAGUGAACAAUGAUUGAAAAUCAAAAUCACAAUCAGAGAAUGUGAUAUUUGUUUAAGAGUUUCGUUUAGCGAAACAACAAAUUAUCAGAUAAGCUUAAAAUUAAAUAAAAAAAGGAAAGUUUUGCAGUUGAUUAAGUUAUAUUUACUUGCAUUUAUUAUAAAUCAAACUUUCUCUCAGACAUAUUUUUUGUUGCAAUUAAGAUACUAAGUUUGUUCUAAACAAAUAUAUGCUAAAAUAAAAUAUUAAUUAAAUACAACUGA